This is a messenger RNA of Closterium sp. Naga37s-1, 2094 nucleotides long. The record is from the annotation of a GenBank genome assembly. Lineage: Eukaryota; Viridiplantae; Streptophyta; Zygnematophyceae; Desmidiales; Closteriaceae.
AUGCCUUCCCCGUCACCUUCUCCGUCUCCUCCUUCGACCCUUCCUCCCGUCCCCCGCUUUUUCCCCGCAUCCCCCCCGCCUUCGCCCCUCCUGUCCACCGUCUCCUCUCCUCCUCCGCCCCUUCUGCCCGCCGUUUCCGCGCCAUCUCCGCUCCAUUCCCCCCCACUAUUCACGCCGUUCUCCCCCGCCGUCCUCUUCCGCAGACGUAGCAAAGAUGCUGUUGACCUGGACUCCUCCGUCGCGCACGACGCGGCAGUCCCGUCGCUGUCGUCUGCUUCUCUGUUCGCGGCGGGCAAUGAGACCUGGGAGUCGCAAGCGGAGUCGCAGAAGCAGGCGGAGUCGCAAGGGGCGUCGCAAGCGGAGGGAGCUGCCUUGAAGCGUCCCACCGUCGCUGCCGGAGUGAGCGCUUCGAGAAAACGGCUGGCACACGUGGCGCGCGAGGAUAUUCAGAUGGGGCGCAGGCGGAUGGCUGACGCCUUUUUGGAUGGCCCCUGCUCCGACUACGCAGUAGCUACCGUUAUCAACAUAUCCACUGUAGCUGAUUUCAGCAAGCGAUUACAGUUCAGCCCCGUUACAACGGUCAUUCUGGAGCUGCAGAAGAACCUUUUUAUAAGCAAGGGGAUCCUGUUCGACAGCCAGUUUUCGUGCACCAUUUUCCGAUCAGCGAAAACCGCCGCGACUCCGUUUGUGAUCACUCAUACCGGAGCGAAUGAGCCAGUAUUGCGUAUUUGGAACACGAGCAACGUGCUUGUAUUGAAGAUCGAUUUCAAGCUCAGCGUUCGCACGUCGUCGCCAUCCUGCACUACAGUACCCGAAGUUACGUCCAAAGCACAGUGCCCUACAAUUUCCAUUAUCAGAUCUUACGGAAUUCAAGUCGCGAAGGGGAGUGUAUUUGGAAGAAUUGAUCUUCAUCGAACCAUGUCAUCGCGAGUUGACUCCAUGAGGGUAACCGGAAUACCCAUCUUCAACCAGUCGCCUGGCGUGAUUCAAGUUACGUACAGUGGCCACGGGCCUACACUCGGCAAAUCCUUCAUCGCUAUAACGAACAACGAAGUUUACGGCGUCCACACGCCAAUCGUCAUCCACCGCGGAACCAUCGGUGCAAUCGUGCGAAAUAACUACGUGCACGACUUUCUCUUCGCGGGAAUUCGCUGCGGCUCCGACGUGCACUUCGCCGCAGAUUGCAUGCUAACGCAGAUCGACCGAAACCACGUCGUCGCUGCCGGGCGAAACAGAUCCGGCGACCAGGACGCAGCUGGCAUCUACUACUGCGUGCACUGGUUCAGCCCUGACAACACGGCGGAGUGCAAUUACAUCUUCAACGGAGACCACUGCUACUACCUCGAUUUCGUCACCUCGGGUGUGACUAUCAAGGGGGGUGCAUGCAUCAACACGUACGAUGGGAUCAAGGUCAACAAUGGAAAGUGGAAUUCUAUUGAGAGUGUGAUCAUAAAGAAGGUACCGGGCUCGCCAGGGUGGAGUACGUGUUUCACACCGACUGUGCUCAACUGCGACAAGAACCCCGGCACAUACUGGGAGCUCAUGCGGAAACAGUACUACGACACGCCAGUGUUCAGAGAGAAAUACCCUUUUUGGCCUGACGUUUGCGGGCAGACGAACAUCAAUGGCAAGCCAUGCAACACCAAAGCCAAGGGAACGUUGCCUGCAGAGAAAACAGGGGCAUGCAGCGGCCUCCCCACAGAGAACUACCAAAACCUCGUCCUGGUGGAGACUGAAGGGAGGGAUCUUGGCUACAAGUACUGCGAAAACUUGCCUACUGUGGAGGCGGGUCCGUUGAAUGAUCAGAGGGGGGUGAAUCUUACCGACAUUCCCGGGGCAAAGUUUAUGGAUUACGCAAAUGAUGACCUCGGAGUGAAUACAGGCUCAUCUCUCUUCACCAGCAUCAAUGGUUUUAAAAGCUGCCCGAGAAAAGAUGUUGGGCCUCGGCGGAUCGACGACGGGUUCUACUAUUUGAAUUUCAACCGCCCGGAGCCUGAUCUGUACAAGCUGGUGGUGAGCAUGGCCAUGACUCACGUGCAUGACCCUGCUAUUGUGAAGCUGAGUAAGAUUCCCAAGAAGAAAGGGAAGAAGUGA